AAUUUGGGCAUUAACCCAGCAAACAUUGGAUUCAGUACCCUAACAAUGGAAUCUGACAAGUUCAUCUGUAUCAGGGAGAAGGUGGGAGAGCAGGCACAAGUAGUGAUAAUUGACAUGAGCGAUCCAACAACACCCAUCAGACGUCCAAUUUCUGCCGAAAGUGCCAUCAUGAAUCCAGCUUCUAAAGUAAUUGCACUAAAAGCUGGGAAAACACUUCAGAUUUUUAACAUUGAGAUGAAAAGUAAAAUGAAAGCCCACACAAUGGCAGAGGAAGUGAUCUUCUGGAAAUGGAUAUCUGUGAAUACAGUUGCCUUGGUGACAGAGACAGCAGUCUACCACUGGAGCAUGGAGGGAGAAUCGCAACCCCAAAAGAUGUUUGACAGGCAUGCUAGUCUUGCAGGCUGCCAAAUCAUCAAUUACAGAACAGAUGAACACCAAAAAUGGCUGCUGCUGAUAGGAAUUUCAGCACAGCAAAAUCGUGUGGUUGGUGCAAUGCAGCUGUACUCAGUUGAUAGAAAAGUCUCCCAACCUAUAGAGGGCCAUGCAGCAGCUUUUGCGGAAUUCAAAAUAGAGGGAAAUGCCAAACCUUCUACUCUCUUCUGUUUUGCUGUGAGGAGUCCUGCAGGGGGCAAGCUACACAUAAUUGAAGUAGGUCAGCCAGCUACUGGAAAUCAGCCAUUUGUUAAGAAAGCUGUUGAUGUGUUUUUCCCACCUGAGGCACAGACAGACUUUCCUGUGGCAAUGCAGAUUGGAAUUAAGCAUGGUGUUAUCUACCUGAUCACAAAGUAUGGAUAUAUUCAUAUGUAUGACUUGGAGUCUGGAGUGUGCAUCUACAUGAACCGUAUUAGUGCUGAUACUAUCUUUGUCACAGCUCCUCAUGAACCUACCUCAGGCAUUAUUGGUGUGAACAAAAAAGGACAGGUGCUUUCUGUCUGUGUUGAGGAAGAUAACAUAGUGAACUAUGCUACAAAUGUUCUCCAGAAUCCUGACUUGGGACUGCGUAUGGCUAUACGUAGUAAUCUAGCUGGGGCAGAGGAAUUAUUUGCCAGAAAGUUCAACACACUGUUUGCUCAAGGAAGCUACGCAGAUGCUGCUAAAGUAGCUGCAUCUGCACCAAAGGGAAUUCUACGUACCAGUGAUACAAUCAGGAAGUUCCAGAGUGUACCAGCUCAGCCUGGGCAGGCCUCUCCCCUGCUCCAGUACUUUGGAAUAUUGCUUGACCAGGGACAGCUGAACAAGUUUGAGUCUCUGGAGCUCUGUCGCCCUGUCCUACAGCAGGGCCGCAAGCAGCUUUUGGAGAAGUGGCUGAAGGAAGACAAGCUGGAGUGCUCAGAGGAGCUGGGAGACUUGGUGAAGACAGCUGACCCAACCCUUGCACUCAGUGUUUAUCUUCGUGCUAACGUGCCAAACAAAGUGAUUCAGUGUUUUGCUGAAACUGGUCAAUUCCAGAAAAUAGUGCUGUAUGCUAAAAAGGUUGGCUAUACUCCAGACUGGAUCUUCUUGCUGAGAAGUGUGAUGAGAGUCAGUCCAGAGCAAGGCCUGCAGUUCUCUCAGAUGCUGGUACAGGAUGAGGAGCCACUGGCUAACAUUAAUCAGAUUGUGGAUGUAUUCAUGGAGAACAGUCUUAUUCAGCAGUGCACAUCCUUUCUGUUGGAUGCCCUGAAAAAUAACCGCCCUGCAGAAGGCCACCUUCAGACUCGUCUCCUGGAAAUGAAUUUAAUUCAUGCCCCACAGGUUGCAGAUGCCAUUCUUGGAAACCAAAUGUUUACACAUUAUGAUCGUGCUCAUAUUGCCCAGUUGUGUGAAAAGGCAGGCUUGCUCCAGCGAGCUUUGGAACACUACACAGAUCUCUAUGAUAUUAAACGUGCUGUUGUUCAUACUCACCUUUUGAAUCCUGAGUGGCUUGUGAACUUCUUUGGCUCGCUCUCAGUUGAAGACUCUGUGGAGUGUUUGCGUGCCAUGCUGUCAGCCAACAUUAGGCAAAACCUACAGCUCUGUGUGCAAGUUGCUUCUAAAUACCAUGAGCAGCUCGGUACUCAGUCUCUGGUGGAGCUUUUUGAAUCUUUCAAGAGCUAUGAAGGACUGUUCUAUUUCUUGGGUUCCAUUGUAAACUUCAGCCAGGAUCCAGAUGUUCACUUCAAGUACAUCCAGGCAGCUUGCAAGACUGGUCAGAUAAAAGAAGUGGAAAGAAUCUGCCGUGAAAGUAACUGUUAUAAUCCAGAACGGGUGAAGAAUUUCCUGAAGGAGGCAAAGCUCACAGACCAGCUUCCUCUGAUCAUUGUCUGUGAUCGAUUUGACUUUGUUCAUGACCUGGUGCUCUACUUAUAUCGCAAUAACCUGCAGAAGUAUAUAGAGAUCUAUGUACAGAAGGUGAAUCCUAGCCGUAUACCAGCAGUGGUUGGAGGGCUUCUUGAUGUGGAUUGUUCUGAAGAUGUCAUUAAGAACUUGAUCAUGGUGGUUAGAGGCCAGUUCUCAACAGAUGAGUUGGUGGCAGAAGUGGAAAAAAGAAAUCGGCUUAAGUUGCUGUUGCCAUGGCUUGAAUCAAGGAUUCAUGAAGGCUGUGAAGAACCUGCGACUCAUAAUGCCUUGGCCAAAAUCUACAUUGACAGUAAUAAUAAUCCAGAGGGGUUCCUUCGUGAGAAUCCUUACUAUGACAGCCGUGUAGUUGGCAAAUAUUGUGAAAAGAGGGACCCUCAUCUGGCCUGCGUUGCUUAUGAAAGGGGGCAAUGUGAUCUGGAACUCAUAAAGGUCUGCAAUGAGAACUCACUGUUUAAGAGUGAGGCUCGCUAUCUGGUGCGCAGGAAGGACCCUGAGCUCUGGGCAAAUGUUCUGGAAGAAAACAACCCAUUCAGGCGGCAGCUUAUUGACCAGGUUGUCCAAACAGCUUUAUCAGAGACACAGGAUCCAGAGGAGGUUUCUGUUACUGUGAAAGCUUUCAUGACUGCUGACCUGCCUAAUGAGUUGAUUGAGUUACUGGAAAAAAUUGUCUUGGAUAAUUCUGUAUUCAGUGAACACAGGAAUCUCCAGAAUCUGCUGAUCCUGACUGCUAUUAAGGCUGACCGCACUCGUGUGAUGGAAUACAUCAAUCGGCUGGAUAACUAUGAUGCCCCAGAUAUUGCAAACAUUGCCAUUAGUAAUGAGCUAUAUGAAGAAGCCUUUGCUAUCUUCAGAAAAUUUGAUGUUAAUACUUCAGCAAUUCAGGUGCUGAUUGAGCACAUUGGCAAUUUAGACCGUGCUUAUGAAUUUGCAGAGAGAUGUAAUGAACCAGCAGUAUGGAGCCAGCUAGCCAGAGCACAGCUCCAGAAGGACUUGGUGAAAGAAGCCAUCGACUCCUAUAUAAAGGCAGAUGAUCCAUCUGCUUACAUGGAAGUUGUUCAAGCAGCUAAUAGAAAUGAUAACUGGGAGGACCUAGUCAAGUUCUUACAGAUGGCCAGGAAGAAGGCUAGAGAGUCUUACGUAGAGACAGAACUUAUUUUUGCUUUGGCAAAAACUAAUCGUCUAUCAGAACUGGAGGAGUUUAUUAGUGGCCCUAAUAAUGCCCAUAUACAACAGGUUGGUGAUCGCUGUUACGAAGAGGGGAUGUAUGAAGCAGCAAAACUACUCUAUAACAACGUAUCUAACUUUGCUCGCCUGGCGUCUACCUUGGUGCACCUUGGAGAGUAUCAGGCGGCAGUGGACAGUGGCCGCAAAGCCAACAGCACAAGGACUUGGAAGGAGGUAUGUUUCGCCUGUGUAGAUGGAAAAGAAUUCCGCUUGGCACAGAUCUGUGGUUUACACAUAGUCAUCCAUGCUGAUGAACUUGAAGAGCUGAUCAGUUACUAUCAGGAUCGUGGCUACUUUGAGGAACUGAUUGCCCUUUUGGAAGCCGCUCUGGGCCUAGAACGUGCUCACAUGGGAAUGUUUACUGAACUUGCCAUCUUAUAUUCCAAAUUCAAGCCUCAGAAAAUGAGGGAACACUUGGAGCUCUUCUGGUCUAGAGUUAAUAUUCCAAAGGUGCUCAGAGCUGCAGAACAGGCUCAUCUCUGGGCAGAGCUUGUAUUCCUCUAUGACAAGUAUGAGGAGUAUGACAAUGCAAUAAUUACUAUGAUGAAUCAUCCCACUGAUGCCUGGAAAGAAGGGCAGUUUAAAGACAUAAUUGCCAAGGUGGCCAAUGUGGAGCUGUACUACAAAGCCUUGCAGUUCUACUUAGACUACAAACCUCUGCUGAUCAAUGAUCUCCUGCUUGUAUUAUCUCCACGACUGGAUCACACCAGGACAGUCAAUUUUUUCUCAAAGGUCAAUCAGCUACUUCUAGUAAAGCCUUAUCUGCGUUCAGUCCAGAACCACAACAACAAAGGAGUUAACGAAGCUCUAAACAACCUUUUAACAGAGGAGGAAGAUUACCAGGGUUUGAGAGCUUCCAUUGAUGCCUAUGACAACUUUGAUAACAUAACAUUGGCUCAGCGUCUGGAAAAGCACGAACUAAUUGAAUUUAGGCGUAUUGCAGCAUAUUUGUAUAAGGGUAACAACCGCUGGAAACAGAGCGUGGAGCUAUGCAAGAAAGACCGUCUGUAUAAGGAUGCUAUGCAGUAUGCUGCGGAGUCUAAAGAUGCAGAACUAGCUGAGAAGCUGCUUCAGUGGUUCCUGGAAGAAGGCAAGCAGGAGUGCUUUGCAGCCUGCCUUUUCACGUGUUAUGACUUGCUGCACCCCGAUGUAGUCCUUGAGUUGGCAUGGAGGCAUAACAUCAUGGACUUUGCAAUGCCUUAUUUCAUCCAAGUGAUGAGAGAGUACCUUACCAAAGUGGAUAAACUUGAUGCUUCUGAGAGCCUAAGAAAAGAAGAGGAACAAGUAACUGAACCCACUCCAAUAGUAUUUGGCCAGCAGUUGAUGUUAACAGCAGGCCCCAGUGCAGUACCUCCCCAGGCAAACUUCCCAUAUGGAUACACAGCACCAGGAUUCACCCAGCCGCCUGUUUAUGGUUUCAAUAUGUAACUAGUUCUCUGACAGACCUUCACUGUCUCUGUUCUCUUCCUUCCCGUCCCUUUUUAACUUCUCCAAGAAGUGUACAAUGGUCCUAAAGGCACAGACGACCUUCUGUUGGCUGAACACACUUGCUGCCUGGCUCAGUGAGGAGACUUCAAUGGGAUGCCUGUUACUGUUAUUUAUUGAUUAUUGUCCGGUUACAUUUCAACCUCUGAAAGGCAGCUUUUGUUAAUGACAUUGUGAGACUCUUGUCAGAAGUUAAGGCACUAUUUCACUAACUCAUGUAGCAAUAACUGCUUGAGGCCAGGGGGAAGAGAGCAUAUUUUUCUUUCUUUAGCAAAGCCCAUUGAAGGCAGCUGGGAAAUUGCCUGGCACCAAGUUGUUAAAGCUUUAGCUGAAGCUACUGAAGUAGCAGAGUUGUUAACAAUUCAGUGAAGCAUCUCGUUAAUAAUGAAUUGUUGAAAGCUUGUGCACAUCUGACUACCCCAUUUUAUUUGCAGUCUUAUGCAAAAGAAAAUGGGCUUUCUAAUAUUUGUGCUCUGAAUAUUUAGAGGAAUAUUGGGAAAGCUUUCUUUUCUGGACAAUAAUGCUGUUGGGGUUCAAUGCUGUUGGAGUCUGUUCUAUAUUUUCUGGAGUAGAUCUGAGACUUGAAGAAAAUAAAUCUUCUCAUGCCAGAGAGCAAA
Messenger RNA from Balearica regulorum gibbericeps (East African grey crowned-crane), 5645 nucleotides. The record is from RefSeq and is a predicted model, not a curated record. Lineage: Eukaryota; Metazoa; Chordata; Aves; Gruiformes; Gruidae.